AUAAAUGAUAACAAAUAAACAAUCCGAAACAAAACACAAAACCAAGCAAUUCGAAACAAAAUCCAUCAUCAACACCACCGCUACCACCAUCAAUUUCUUCUCAUGGGUGGUUGGCUUUAUUGGUAUUUGGGCAUUUUAAUUCACACACUUCAAUUCUCGUGUUCAGUCAGAACCGUCCAUGGCUUGAUCCCACAAUCCCCAAUCCAAUGCAGCAGUUCAGGCUGCACCCUCCGCAACUCCUACGGCGCGUGGGGCGACCGAAAAGACUGUUCUGCCCUCAACGUGACAUACCCAACAACCGAAGAACAGCUCCGUUCGGCAGUGUCCUACGCCGUCAGAAACAACCUCAAAGUCAAGGUUGUUACCAGAUUCUCCCACACCAUUCCCAAAUUAUCAUGCCCACAUGAAAAUAACAACAACAAUAUUAAUAGCAGCACCGCCACCUUGCUGAUCAGCACGGAGAAGUACGACUCCCGCAUCGAGAUCGACGCUGCCAGCAUGACCGCUACGGUCGAUGCGGGUGUCGGACUUCGCCAAUUGAUCAACGCGGUGGAGGAAGCUGGGUUCAGCUUGGUGGCUGCGCCGUAUUGGGAGGGUGUCACUGUUGCGGGGCUUAUUAGCACUGGUGCACAUGGCAGCUCUUGGUGGGGGAAAGGGGGUUCUGUUCAUGAUCAUGUUGUUGGGGUUAGUGUUGUUGUUCCUGCUUCUAAAUCUGAAGGCUAUGCCAAGAUUUUGAGGCUGGAGGGGCAGGAUCCGAUGCUUAAUGCUGCCAAAGUUUCACUCGGAGUGCUGGGUGCCAUCUCCAAGGUAAAAUUAUCACUUGAGCGUAGGUUCAAAAGAAGCAUAACCUACAAUUUCACAGCAGAAGAUGAUCACAUCGAAGAUGUGUACGUAGACCAUGCAAAAAUGUAUGAAUUUGCUGAUUUAACUUGGUAUCCAUCAAGACACACAGUUGUGUACAGAUAUGACUCCAGGGUUCCCUUAAAUGCCUCCGGUGAUGCAGUUUAUGACUUCAUUGGAUUUCAAGCCAAUUCCAUCUUGGUCUCUGAAUCAGUUAGAGCAGCAGAAAAAUUGCUAGAAAGUACCAGAAAUGCAAAUGGGAAAUGCUUAACGGCAUCUACUACUUUGGGCCUCAAGAAAUUAGUAGGCAAUGGAUUGAAGAACAAUGGCCAAAUCUUCACUGGCUAUCCAGUAGUGGGUUACCAAGGCAAAAUGCAAACUUCAGGUUCAUGCUUAUAUUCAUCAAGAUUUGACACCGCAUGUGCCUGGGAUCCAAGAAUCAAAGGGCUAUUCUUCUACGAGAGCACAGCAAUCUUCCCUGCGUCGAAAUUCGGAGACUUCGCCGGCGAUGUGAGAAAACUUAGAGACCUCAAGCCAGAAAAUUUCUGUGGGGUGGACAACUACAACGGGUUGCUAAUUCGCUUUAUCAAAGCCUCAAGUGCCUAUCUAGGGCAACCUGAAGAUUCUGUGGUUGUUGAUUUCAACUAUUAUCGCGGAAACGAUCCGUCAAACCCUAGGCUAAAUCAAGAUGUGUGGGAAGAAGUUGAGCAAUUGGCAUUCUUCAAGCAUGGGGCUAAGCCACACUGGGCUAAGAAUAGGAACAUAGCAUUCUUAGGGGUGAAUCAGAAGUAUCCCAAGUUUAACAUGUUUAUUGCAGCCAAAAAACAAAUGGAUCCACUCAAUGUGUUCUCUAGUGAAUGGUCAGAUGAGAUACUUUAUGGGCAGGAAUUAUCAGAGAAAGUUGAUGGGUGUGCUUUGGAGGGACUAUGCAUUUGUAGCGAACAUAGACAUUGUAGCCCACAAAAGGGGUAUUAUUGCAGUCAUGGCCUUGUCUACAAGGAAGCCAGGGUAUGUAGAUAUUUACAAUCAUUCAUUUCAUCAACCAUAGUAUGAUGUGUGCCUUUAUAUCAUAUCAUUGUUUUAAAUUAUAGUUGUAGUUACAGUCAAUAUGACUGCAAUUACAGUCAGAAAACUACAAUAAUAUAUCUUUUGAUAAUAUAUCAUAUUACAUGUAGUUUUAUUUUUUGUACUCAGAUCGUAGUCCCCAUCAACCGAUCGGAGAAUAAAUGUCAUUUUGUUAAUGUC
Molecule: messenger RNA, 2085 nt
Organism: Glycine soja
Lineage: Eukaryota; Viridiplantae; Streptophyta; Magnoliopsida; Fabales; Fabaceae
Product: L-gulonolactone oxidase 3
Exons: 3
Coding region: 103-1893 (596 amino acids)
Cellular component (GO): membrane
Molecular function (GO): FAD binding; D-arabinono-1,4-lactone oxidase activity
Source: RefSeq, a predicted model, not a curated record